AUGACCAUCACGGAGAAGCCACCAGGCAACCUGGCCCCGAUCGACAAGAAGGCCGAGGCGGCUAUUGUGGAGGAGCAAGAAUGGAAGGAGAGGGAGGAGGGAAAAAUGCUGAAUGCACUCCAAGAAGCACUAGACUGCACCAAGUGUCGCAUCGCAGUCACUGAAACGAGCAUGACUGCCGACAUUGACGCGGGCAUCUACAUCACCACACACUACCCACCCUUCUUCGCAACCAACCACACAAGAGACGAGUUCAUCUCUCCCCUCGACAGUACGACCCGACCCAAGGACCCAUCUUACUGGAAACGCAUCUCCAUCUCCCAGCGCGAACAGUACUAUGAGCAAGUCGAAACAAAGCUCACCACAGCUCUCUCCAAAAACCCCAAGCCCGACGCUGAGCUUGCUGUUCUCUUCGCACACUACCAGGUCGACUACCACGUCCGCCAACACUACCUCUCCCGAUCGAGUGUGCUAACUCUCUGCCGUGAUGCAGAAGACAUGCACCAGCUGCGGAGGUGGCAGUGGGACAUGGCCGACGCGGACGGAACUGCGCCAUCGUCUGCAGACUGCACCUGCUUCUGGCCAAAUCAGUGCCGUCACUGGGGGUGGUUCGAUGACCAGAACCUCAUGAUGAUGCAUCAGGCGGCUAUGUGGAGGCGGACAUGGAGGGAGCGGCGGCGGCGACUGAAGGAGGCGAGGGCGAGGUGGGCGGCUAUUAUGGAGGAGCGACGGAGGCAAAGGGAGUUGCUUAGGCUCAGACAGAAGGCUAGCAAGGCUACGCUGACCAUCAAGGUGUAUUGUCGGGGUGAGUUGUGGGAUGUGCGCCAGAUGGAGCGGUUCGCGGAGGAUGGGAAUGUCAAGGGACGGAUGGCGCGGAGUUUGGGAGCUUAG
Molecule: messenger RNA, 891 nt
Organism: Penicillium lagena
Lineage: Eukaryota; Fungi; Ascomycota; Eurotiomycetes; Eurotiales; Aspergillaceae
Exons: 2
Coding region: 1-891 (296 amino acids)
Source: RefSeq, a predicted model, not a curated record